UUUGUUCGCUUCCCCGAUUCUAUAAUCAGUUACUUUUGUUUUUAUCUAUUAUUUUAUCGGCUAUUGCUGAUUAUGGAGUCGAAAUAAACUUAUACUUAUACUCUGGAACUUGGUUAAGCAGGGUGUCGCUACUCGAUAACCAGCUUUGGUUCCUCGCGACUUCCCUUCCCCAGCAAAACUGUGUAAUUUUAAUUUUUUUAUAUAUUCCGUAUUCAUUUAUUUUUUAUUUAUUUACUGACUGGAAAAAAUAAACUUGCCGACUUGACUUGAGUUAAAUUUUCGGUGCCGACUUAGCAAAUAACCCUCUUCAGAAACCGCUGGCCUACACGAUUUUUUACAACCUUAGUAAUUCUUGGCAAUUUGACCCAAGAUCUUUCACAUGUCAUCAUAGUCUGACACCCUAACCACUACGCCAGCUCAAACUGUGCUAAAGUUGGCAUAGCCCCAUCUCCUCUGUAUUCUUCAAUCCUAUGCCAUCAAUUCUUUAAACAGUGAUAAUUUUUACUAUUUCUAAUAUAUUUUUACGUGUUAAUCUAAUGCAUCACUGUAUAAUCCUAAUUAUUCUGUUUUUGAUUUUUUUAAUAAUCAGAAAUAAUAGCAUGAUAAUCUCCCAUUGAAAAGCCUUAAAAAUAAUUUAAAAGAUUGAAAUUUGUUUCCGAAGUCUGACGUUUCAUUUUUUGCCGAUGGCAGCUGACGGUGACGGAAAGAACAUCGGGGACAAUAAGUUGGCACCGAACGAAACCAUUGUAACUAACGGCAACGAUACAGCUGCAGAAGAAGAAAUAGAAAAUUUGAACUCAAUUUUGAAUCGUCUAGAAGAGUGCGUCGACACGUUAGACCAACAAGCGUCGACUUUAACGGAUCGGAUUAAAGAAUUUUUACAAGAAAGCGCAGAAGACACGAACGAACCAGAAGGAUCUAGGAAUUCAUAAAACUUUAGUUGCCAGAUUUGGUGUGUGAUAAGGAAAUUCUCGAAUUUCUUUGCCCGCUUUAUACUUCAUAUUAAUAUUUCAUUUUAAAGUGACCGUAUUCAAUUAUUACAUGCCAUUUUACUGUUAUAUUUUUAAUCGCAAAUUUGAAACCAAAAUUAUUUAAACCAGAAGUAAUCAUACCCUAAUAUUCGCUGCCAAUUUUAUCAUCGUAAGUUGCUUCAUGAAAUCACUCAAAUAAUUUGGUACAAAUUUAAAUAAAAGUUUAAAGUUGUAACUGGAUUAUUUAUUCUUCACUUUGCCUGAUCAUCUCGUUUUUUAUUUUAUUUUUUUUUAUUCUAAUCAUGCUAUCAGAAAUCAUAUCAGGCCAUGAGUCUUCGGACUUUACAUUGCUAACUGAUCAAGUAUCUGUUCAAGGUCGGGAUUUAUUUUAUGUUUUCAUGAAUAAUUUUGCCAAAAAAUAUGAUGUAAUUCAUGUAUUUUUAUUUGAAAAGUUGCAAUUUGAGUUUGUCGACCAAGUUUUCACUGGAACGAGAGAUAAAAUCAUUAUUCAUGACUUUGCGAGUGACCCAUUGGGAUGGAACGACCCCAAUAGCCCCAGUAAAGUCACCCCCAAUUUUGAUUUUGUGAAAACAAUAGGGGAUUCCCCGGGGUCGAAAAAUGUUGCUCUUGUUAUUGACUCCUUUACGAAUCUCCUAUGGCAUUGCAAUAUUCAACAAAUUACUUUUAUGUUUCAACAUUUUCAACAAAAUUUUUCAAAAGAUGGUGGAAAAACUACGAUUUUUGGACUUUUACAUCGCGAUUUGUGCGACUCUGCUACGAUAAACUGUUUUGAAUAUUUAGCGAAUAAUAUUGUUGACCUGGUCACAGAAAAAGAAAUUUCUAGCAUCUCUACAAACGACAAAACCAGUGUUCCAAAAUCAUCAAAUUUGUGCAAAAUUUUACACAAAAAGAAACAUGGCAAAGUAGCUGAAUUCAUUGAAAUAUUCUCGAUAGCAAAUGGACUACUAAUCAGCUCUAAACCUUGGGUAGCGGAGAAGCGUAUCAAAGAUGUGGAUCUUUCACAGGGAGGGGAAAGUCCCAUUUUAAAGGAGGAUGAUAAUAUAGUUUCAUCAACUUUUAAUUUAUCUUUGAGCAAAGACGAAAAGGAAGCAAGAAGUAAACUUGUGAUGCCAUAUAUCAAGAAAUCAACACACCUUGAAGUAAAAAUGGAUGAUAGGUCAAAAACAAGAGGUGAGCCAGCCAUAUCUUCAGAAUCAAAAAAAGGAGUGCCCGCACCAUCUUCAGAAUCAAGAAGAGGAGAGCCCGCACCAUCUUCAGAAACAACAAGAGGAGUGCCAGCAUCUGGUUUUAUUUAUUAUGAACCUGAUGAUGCCGAUGACUUUGAUGAAGAAGAUCCGGAUGAUGAUCUGGAUUUUUGAAUUUUUUCCAGAAUAAUAUAGACCAGGGGCGGUCAAAGUUUUUGAACCAGGGGCCAAAAAUUAUGCCCACCUAGACUGAAGGGCCAUGUGAGUGUGACAUAAAAAGUUACAUGUUAGGAACGAUAUUUACAGUGUUACAAUAGCAAAAGCGGAAACUGUAAGUCUUGCACCAAAACUAAAUUUGAUCACAAUCUCAACAAACUCCCAGGCGGGCCAGAUUAGUUUGCCCAACAGACUGGAUUUGGCCCACGGUCUUCCCAAGUCUUUUUAUUAUAUUAGUGGAACUCUUAGUACAAAAGUUUUUUUCAGGGUUUGGGUCGGGUUUUCGGGGGUUUAUUGCUGAUAAUGUAGAUUAAAUAUAAUAUCUGACAUCUUUGUCAAAAUAAUCCUAUGUAAAGCUGUUGCAGUAUCGGGAAGCUUCCAAUUAUUUUAUUAGUACUGUUUUCUCUUAUAGUUUGUUGGCAUGAAAUCUUGCUUUGAGCAGACUUGUAUACAAAAAAAUAGUGUGUGUUUCACUAUGCCAGGAGUUAAAAAACGACGACUCGAAGCAAUUGAACCAACCCACAAUACUGCUUCGAAUUUUUAAAAUCAUUGUGAAAUAACAUAGUAGCCUAUAGAGAUAUUGUAUCAUUAUUUUUUCAUUCAGUACACUUGUGAUUGGCGUGAUGUGUGCUUUGUCCUCUGUCCAUUUCGGAUAUUUUUAUGAUUGCUUUUAUUUUCUCAAACUAGGAGUAAAACUCAUGACUUCUCUAUAUGGUAAGUCCCAAAUUUUGGUUUUAAACACCGGAAGAAAUUCUUACCCAGGAAACCUAAAAAUUCGACUCGGACUCCAUUUCCAAAAUACAACAUGCAGAAACUUAAAACUUUGGCCCUCUUUAAUCCCCUGUUAAGAAUCUCAAGUCUGCCCAAUGCUCUCUAUUGCCACCACUGUUAGUGGUCAGAAAUUCUGACCCCUGGAAAUAAGAUUCCGGCCUGAACUUUAAUAUGAACAUAUCCGACUUUCAUCGCACAGUGGUGUUCAUUGAUUUUAACAUUUUUUUGUUUGAUUUAGA
Molecule: messenger RNA, 3402 nt
Organism: Styela clava
Lineage: Eukaryota; Metazoa; Chordata; Ascidiacea; Stolidobranchia; Styelidae
Product: elongator complex protein 5-like
Biological process (GO): tRNA wobble uridine modification
Cellular component (GO): elongator holoenzyme complex; cytosol; nucleus
Molecular function (GO): tRNA binding
Source: RefSeq, a predicted model, not a curated record